Molecule: messenger RNA, 440 nt
Organism: Mercenaria mercenaria
Lineage: Eukaryota; Metazoa; Mollusca; Bivalvia; Venerida; Veneridae
Exons: 1
Source: RefSeq, a predicted model, not a curated record
ACUGCAAAAUACUUCAGCUUGCUACUGUUCCGGAAGCCAGGGUGUCUCGAACCGAUAUAGACCGAUCCCAUCGUAUUGGCCCUUCAAAAACAGGUAAACCACGUGACAUCAUCGUCAAAUUUACGACAUACAGAGCGAGGAGCAAUUUCUAUCGGUCGCGGUUCAAGUUGAAGUCAUAUGGAUUUCCAGGUAUAUUUGUGAAUGAGGAUUUAACUAGAUCACGCUCAACUUUAUUCUAUCAGGCGAGGAAGCUUCUUAAAGAACGUAAACUUUUAGGAGCUUGGACCCAUGACGGCUCUGUCAUGGUGAGGGACGCCGGUCGUAGAAUCCACCGUGUCACAACCGAGUCCGAUCUUGCUAAGGUGAAAAGCAUAAUGCCAAUUCCUCACCAACCAGCUUCAUAUGCGGCAGCGACUGCUGCAUCAAAUCCUUUGAAUUAA